Sphaeramia orbicularis (orbiculate cardinalfish) is the source of this 13413-nucleotide messenger RNA. RefSeq names its product crystallin beta-gamma domain containing 1a (gene crybg1a). NCBI's taxonomy places the organism in Eukaryota, Metazoa, Chordata, Actinopteri, Kurtiformes, Apogonidae. The coding region runs from base 35 to 12847 and encodes 4270 amino acids. The record is from RefSeq and is a predicted model, not a curated record. Gene Ontology annotation, biological process: visual perception; lens development in camera-type eye. The transcript is spliced from 23 exons. Gene Ontology annotation, molecular function: structural constituent of eye lens.
CCACCACACAGAGCUUCUUUCUCCUCCGGACGCCAUGAGUAAGUCCAGCACCCUGAAAGUCAAGAACUUCUUCAGACUCAAAUCCCCGGACAAGGAGAACAAGGAGCUGAAGCGGUCAGCCUCCAAGGAUGGGUCCGCAGACACCAGCUUCAAGGAGGGGUCAGGGACCCUACCCCCGACCAGUCCGGGUCCCCUUAGCCCCGGGCCCCUCAGCCCGGGAGACAACGCCACACUGCCGGCUGAUGCUAGCCCCGUGUCCCCGAAGGAGAAGAAGGGGAGACGGCUGCUGCCAUUCAAGCUGAAACGGAAAAAGUCCAAACAUAAAGAAGAAAAAGGAGGAGGAGGAGAGGUAUUUUUUCCUGAGAAUGAAGAACAUGGGAACUUCAACAGUCACAUGAGCUACGACCAGAUGAGUGUUUCCACAGAAUGCAGUUUCCGGACCGAGUCGGAGUGGGACCCUCAAUCUGAGGCCAGCUCUAUGAUAAGCUUCGACAUGACUCAGCCACACAGCCCUACUUCGCCCUCAAAAUUCUUUAAGAAUCCAGAUGGGAGGAAAGUGUUUGAUCGCAUCAGCAGUUUUUUCCACUCCAAGAGAAAGAAGAGCAGCAGCAGGAAGCAUUCAGAUGGCUCCACAGAUGCAGGCUCCCCACAGUCCCCCCGUUCAUCCCAUUCUCAAGACGAGGAUGGGCUAAAGACGCCAACUGUUUCUCAUCAUUACAGCCAGCAAUUCUGGUCACGUAAUGCAAAGACAGGAGCUGAGUAUGGCGGCGACCUCAGCCAAAGUUCCAGUCCCAGCACAACAAGCUUGGCCUCUGUGCUGGUAGGUGAUGCUGCACUGCCGUUUGCAGACAGUGACAGCAGUGGAAGAAGCAGUGUGAGGGAAGUGCACGUGUGCAAAAUCAGCACAUCCAGUGGCGAAAGGAAUUCUGGGAAUGCGACUCCCACCCCCUUUGACCAAGUAAAUACCAUUCAUCUAAAUGCUGAUUCAGGCUCAGAGUUAGGCUUUGCGGACUCAGUGGUUGAAGAAGUAAGCAAGAGACUGAAGACCACUUUGCAAGAACGCAUCCUGAAAGACAAAGGGGACUCUAAUGAGGAUAAAACAGAUGAUCAGACCAUGAUGACGACAUCUAAAAUCUCCCUUUCCAGCGUAACUACAGCUCCGAAGUCACCGAACCUGACCUGUAUAAGCUUAGCAUCAAAGAAGAGUUCUGUAACAGUUGGAGAGAAGGGGCACAGCACUACGCUAUCAGGAAUUAAAUUAGGCUCUCAUGCAUCCUCCUCACACAUCAUCACAACCCGACAGGAAGAUGAAAACUCUCCAGGCAUGAAAAUUGAAGACUCAGAAGCCAAGAACAGGAAUCAGGUGUCCAGCAGUAGCUUCUCUGACAUAACCACUGCUCAUAAACCUUCCCCUGAGAAGGAGAGCACACCCAGGAGUGAGUCCCCUUCCUUCCACAAAGCCAUAUGGGUGGAAACACACCUGGGAGAGGAGGUGGAAUGGGAGAGGGAGGGGGAGAAAGAGAAGACUAUUAUCGAAGAAGAGGAGGGCUCCAGAGCAGACUCACCUCCUGUACUUGCUAUACCUGUCACAGUCAUUCCUGAGGAUGAUUCAGUUACUCGGGGUGCUGCAGACAGCCCAGCUACCCCCUCAGAGAUUCUGCCGCCCAGUGGCAGCUUGCCAGAGUCCACAGUCUCCUUGGCAUCGACUGAGGGGGAGUUCCAAACCGUCUUACCGCAGCCAGAGGAGCCUGACACUGGCACAGACUCAAAGCAAAGGUCCCUUAAGGAUAAACGAAGUUCCAGUGAAGUCCGUGUUACACGCAAGACUGUAAGUCUGCCUUCAAAGAAUAGGUUUUUUGCCCAGAAGGUGUGCAUAAGUCCAGAGCCCAGUUUAGACGAGAGCAAAACAGCAGAAGAGGAACGCAGCACAGAUUCAAGUUCAAAGGCUUUGGACACAACAGAAGCAACACCACCACAACAUCCCCAAAACAUCAAUGUGGAACUCGAAGGAGCCGAAUCAGAGCCAUUCACAACAACCGAUGACACUUCACACUCUGACACAAACACUCCUGAACCUCUAGUCAAAGAGAAAAUUGACCCAGAGGACUCUGACGCUGUCGAUACAUCUGCAGCCUCAGACAUGCACAGGGGAAAGUCACAAGUAUCAGGGUCUGGGGUAAGAGGCCAGGGGGCUAAUCAGGCUACACCCUUGAAACGACAGGUUAAAACAGCAGCAGCAGAGAACCAACAUACCAGAGCAAGUGGAGUAAAGACUUUAUCCUCUGCAGCUGUAAGCAAGGCCAAAACGGUGACAACAAAGGCAAAGGGCUCCAUAGAAGGCAUAAAACUGAAAACUUCCAGUGACGCGUCACCUCAGAGAGAGCAUGGCGGUGAAAAAACUGUUUCUAUGAUACCAACAUUAAAAGACCAAAGCACCAGUGGUCCUUCAAGUGCAACAAGUUCAAGGUCUAAAAUCCCCAAAAGGCCAACAUUAGACUCUGACGUAAAAGCACCAGUGACUCCAGAUAAAACGUUAGUGACUGAUGCCCUCGGGUCUACAACAACAACAUCUAAACUACAGAAGCAACCUGCAACUAAAGAGGCUUUGAAAUCUCCAGUCACUACAACCAAAGUUGGCAGGAAAGCAAGUUUUGAGGAGGCGAAGGGAGGAAAGGGAGACAUUUCUACCACAAAAGCACACAAGACAGUAUCAAAGCUAAUUAAAGAAAAGCCAGAUGAGGACAGUGGUGCUGUAAAUCUCGUAAAUGGUCUGGCUAAUGACCAUGAGGAAGGUAGUGUUAAAAUAAGACACACAACUGAUGGAGGAAGUCCGGUCGCCAAAAGGCAGAAAACCUCCUCUGUGACUCCAAAAAGUCGGUUGCCUGUUACAUCUCCAUCAAGAAAAAAGCACGAGGAGACCCCUGAAACAAAGAGUACCUCCUAUAAAAAGAUCACAUCUGACCAGACAGAGUCCAAGAUGGCCCAGAAGAGUCCACAGCGGCAGGAAGUAACUCCAGGGAGUGAGACGCCAACACCAGAUCCUGGAAGCCCAAAGAAAGCAGGGAGUAGGCCAUCCAAACAACUUUCUAAAAAAAGCCACGAAGAAAGUGAGACAAACUCUUGUACCACUCCACCUCCAACUAAGCACGAGAAAACUGUCCCAUCCAGACUCUGCAAACAGACUGACAUCAAACAACAUGCAGCGAAAGAUUCAUCUGAUCCACUAUUAUCAGGUAGUAAGCUUCCUACGCGGGGUCAAAGAAUCUCCAGAUUACCAUCUAAAAAACCUCAGUCUUUUCCAACUGAGAAUUCUGCAAGUACAUCAACAUCUAACCAACAGGACUCAGAUGUGGACUCAAACUCAGAAACAGCUGUGAAACCAUCUGAGAGUUUGGUAACAGAUCAGGUGGAGAAUGAUAAUAGCAGUGAGAGAUUAUCAACUCAAGAUAAGUCUGUAUUUACAGAGACUGAAGCCAACAUCAUAAAUCUAACAAACAGUCAAUCCAGUUGCUGUGAAAUCAAAGUAAAAGAGAAAGAGACAGAUGGACUGAAAGACAAUGUAACCAGUCUUACAACUGAAGAAAUGUCAAAAAUCCAAUCAGAUAAAAAUGAUGAUAAUAUAAAGGAGAACUCUCAUGUAAAAUUAACCCCAACACCAAAAACAGGCCCAGGAGAGGAAAUAAUACCCAACAGUGAGGCAGGCAAAGCAGUUUCAUCUCCGUUAACAGUCACCUGUGUAAACAACACUGAUGUUAACAGCCAAGGAGGACAACGUGAGGGCAAGCAACAGCCCAUAUCUGAGCUUCUAUCUGAAAGAGUUUCUCCAGUUCAAAGUGAAAGCGCAACACAGGAGGAAAAAACACUCCCACCAGAAAUUUCCCCAGAAGUAGCAAAAGACAAGCCCCCUUUAGAGAGCAGUCAGUUCACUGGUAACAUAAAACCCCACUUAAUUCAGGAGAAAAGCCUUUCCAAUUCUGACCCUGCCCUCUUGGCUCAGGACAUAAUACCCAAGCAUGAGGAUGUAAUAGAUACAUUCACCAAACCUGUUGUGGAUGACAACAAACACGGUGACAUAACACCAGAUCAGGAGGGUGUCAUAUCCAGUGUGGAUAGAGCAGCAAAUGAAGAGAAAGAAGAGUUUACUCCAGGUAAUUCUUCUGACAAAGUGGCUUCAAAAGCCCAAGACUCUGUACCUAAAGAGGUUCUUUCAGAAAAUUCUGUUGCUCCUUCAGAUGAGUCUAAGCAGGCCAUUACAGAGCAGCAAAAUGAGCAAGGGUUGUUAAAAGAUCAAACUGCAGAUAUGAGUGAAAAUGACAGACCACCCUCAACAUUAAGCUCAAAUUCAAUAAAACAUAUUGAGGUGAAAGAGGAGAGAGAUGCUGGAAGAAACCCAGCUGAAGUUUUAGACAUCCAAACAGAGGCUGUGACUGUUUGUGAAUUGCCAAAGAAUGUUGAAAAUAAGUUGGACAAAGAGUCUCUUUCACGAACAGAGGAAUGUGAAGGACAGGAGAAAGACUCAAAACUAAAUGAAAAGCUGAAUGACACAGCAGUAGAAAGUACCGACUCAAAAACCAGUGGCAAAGAGGUGCCCAAGGGCAUGACUUCUAUGGAUGAAGAAGAGAAGUCCAUCCCACAACUACUGAAAGCAUCUGAUCUGUCAUCAGAGCAAAAAUGUGAACAGCCUCAGUCAGAGGAGGAACCACAGACAACAAUUUCAUCCACUCAGGAUGAAAAGAGGAAAGAGGCAGAAAAGGAAGAAAAACAAAUGUCACUCUCUGAAAAUGCAGCCAAAGGACUGGACAAAGACCAAAAACAUGAGGUCUUUGUGAAAGAAAAUGCAAAGAGUACUGAAAAGGAAAUGGAUCAGCAGAUGAAGACAUUAACUGAAAGCAAAGAAAAACAUAACGAUGAGGAAGUUAGGGAUAAAACGAAUCAGGAGGACAAAUGCACUGAUGAAUUAAAAGAAAAUCGAACUCCACAAGUGGAAACAGUAAGCACUCAAAGUGAGAGUGCUAAAGAUGAGGGAACGGAGGAUUUGUUAGUGAAGACUAUGGAUUCAAAUCAGAGAACUGACUCUCAAAGUAGCAAUCAAGAAGAUGCAAAAUCUGUAAUUGUUAAAGACAGAGAUGAGGAUCAUAAAACUGAGAAAAAUGCUUCUAUAACAACUGAACCCAAAAGUCCAGUCACUGACAUCAAGGAGGAGGAGCCUCAGACUGACACAACUCAGGGGGUGAUUUUAGAAGGCCAGGAUUCACACAAAGAUACAAAUAAACAACUGGACGCCAUCAGCACUGAAAGUCUCAGUGUUGAAAGUAAGAAAGAAAAGAGUGUCACAAGUGAAUCCAUAAAAAAGAGUGGGACUGAGAUUGCAAAUGCUAGCAGUGGAGCUAGCAACCAACAAGACCUGAAACCCAUUACUGACAGAGAUCAAGAUGUGGACAUCGUUAAACCAGAGAAAAGUGCCAGUAAGUUACCAGAAUCCAAAUAUCCAAAUGUUAACCUGGAACAGGAAUCUGAGAUGGAAAAAGCUCAGACCAAAGACCAAGUCAUUGACACGGAUAAGACUCAAGAACCACAAACAGUAAGCACUGAAAACCAUAGUGCUGAAGGUAAAGAGGAGAGUGAAACAAAUGAAUCAUUUGUAAAGACUUUGAAUGACACUGCAAUUGUUAACAGUGAAGUUAGCAAACAACAAGAUCAGAAGUCCAUUACAGUCAGAGAUCAACAUGAGGACAUCACCAAACCAGAGAAAAUGAAUAUUAUAUUAACAGAAUGUAAAGAUCCAAAUGUGAGCUUAGAAGUACAGUUGGAGGUACAAAGGGCUGCAGUACAAAACCAGGUUUCACAUGCUGAUGCAACUGAAGAACAAACAGCAGCAAGCACUGAAAGCCCCAGUGCUAAAGAAAAUAAAGAUCAAAGUGAAAUAAGUGAGUCAUUGCUAAAGAGCAUGACUGAGACUGCAGAUGCUAAGAGUGAAGUUAACAACCAACGAGACCAAAAGUCCAACGAUACAAACAUUUAUGUGGAAGUGCAAUCUGAGACAGAAAAGAUUGUAACAGAAAACCAAGUCUUACUCACAGAUGCAACACAAAAACCACAAACAAUAAGCUCUGAAACUCUUAGUGCUAAAGUAGAUCAUGAAACAAAGGCAUCAAAGAUUAAAACUCUAAAUGAGAUUACAGAUGCUAACCUUGAUGUUAGCAACCAGCAAGACCAACAGUCCACUACAGUUACAGAUCAAAAUGAAGAUAUCACCAAAUCGGAGAAAAGCAUUGAUGAAUUAACAGAAUCCAAAGAUCCAAAUGUGUGUCUGGAACUGGAAUCUAAGACAGAAAAAACUUUAACAGAAAACAAGGUCAACCACAUAGAUGUAACUCAAGGGUCACAAGCAGCAACCUCUGAAAGUCCCAGUGCUGAAGAGGACGAUGCAACAAAUGAAUCAAAGAUUGAAAGUCUAAAUGAGACUGUGGUUGUUAACAGUGAAGUUAGUAACCAGCAAGACCAGAAGUCCAUUACAGUUAUACAUCAAAAUGAGGACAUCACUGCCCCAGAGAAAAUCAGCUUAAUAUUGGCAGAAUCAGAAGGUCCAAAUGUGAACCUAGGCCUGGAAUCAGAAGCAGAAAAAGCUCCAAUACAAAACAAAGACUCACACACUGAUACAACUAAAGAACUGGAAGCAGCAAAUACUGAAAGUCACAGUGCUGAAGGCACCAAGGAGGAGAGUGAAGCAAGGAAAUCCUUAAUAAAGAGUGUGAAUGACAUUGUGAAUGCUAAUAGUGAUGUUGGCAACCAACAAGACCAGAAUUCCAGAGCUCAGAAUGAGGACAUCACCAAACCAGAGAAAAGCAUCAAUAAAUUAACAGAAUCCAAAGAUCCAAAUGUGAACCAGGAGUCCAAGACAGCAAAGGAUGAGGGUGAACCUUUGAUAAAGAGCAUGAAUGAGACUGCAGAUGUGAAGAAUGAAGUCAGCAACCAACAAGAUCAGAAGUCCACAACUUUUAAAGCUCAUGAUGAGGACAUCACCACACCAGAGAAAAGCAUCAAUAAAUCAACAGAAUCCAAAGAUCGCAAUGUUGACCUGGAAGUGGUAUCUAAGUCAGAAAAGGCUUUAACAGAAAACAAGGUAGUCCACAGAGAUGCAACUGAAGCAGUAAGCUCUGAAAGUCCCAGUGCUAAAGAGGAUGGUGAAACAAAUGAAUCAAAGAUUACAAGUUCUAAUGAGACUGUAGUUAGUAACAGUGAAAUUAGCAACAAGCAAGACCAGAAGCCCAUUACAAUUACAGAUCAAAAUGAGGAACUCGCCACACGAGGGGGAAUCAGCUCUAUAUUAGCACAGUCCAAAGGUCAAAAUAUGAACCUAGACUUGGAAUCAGAGACAGAAAAAUCUCUAGAUAAAAAACAAGAUUCACAUGUUGAUACAACUCAAGAACUGGAAGCAGCAGGCACUGAAAGUGGUACAGCUGAAGAGAAGAGCAAAGCUAAUGGUUCAUCAUUAAAGAGCUUAAGUGAGACUUCAAGUGGAAGUGCCAAUAGCGAAGUUAUCAGACAAGAAGAUAAUGUGAAGUCCAUAACUGUUAGAACUGAAAAUGAAGACACUAUCAAACUGGAGAAAAGCACUGAUAAAUCAGCAGAAUCCAAAGAUCUAAGUGUUAACCUUGAACUGGAAUCUGAUACAAAAAAAGCUCCAUUAGAAAACCAAGUCUUAAACAUAGAUAUUACUCCUGAACCACAAACGGCAAGCUCUGAAAGUCCCAGUGCUAAAGAGGACGGUGAAACAAAUGAAUCCAAGGUUCAGAGUUUGAAUGAGACAGCGACAACUAAAAAUGAAGAUGGCAACCAACAUGAUCAGACAUUCAUUUCAGUCAGAGAUCAAAAUAAGGACUUCGCUAAACCAGAGAAAAUCAACUCUACAUUAACAGAAUUGGCAGAAGGUCCAAGUGUGAACCUAGACCUGGAAUCAGAUCAAAAUGAAGACCGCAUCAAAGUGGAAAGCACUGAUAAAUCAGGAGAAUCCAAAUCCCCAAAUGUGGAAUCUGAGAAAGAACAAGCACAAACGGAAAACAAAGUUUCACACAUUGAUACAGUACAAGAACUAAAUGCUGUAAGCACUGAAAGUCAUAGUGCAGAAGAUACCAAAGGGGUGAGUGAAACUAGUAUAUCAGCAAAGAUUGUGAAUGAGACUAUAAUCAAGCAGGAUACAACUGAAGAUGGAAACCAACAAUACCGAAAGUCUACUACUGUUAGAGAUCAAGAUGAGGACAUUACCAAACUAGAAAAAAGUCAGACUUUGCAAAUGGAUACAACUCAGGGACUGGAAGCUGCAGUAAGCACUGUGAGUGGGAAUAAAAAUAAAGAUAUUUUAUCAAAGGGCUUACAUGAGGCUCUAAAUGCUAGCGGUGACUUCAGCAACCAACAAGACAAGAAGUCCAUAAUGAUUAAAGAUCAAGAUGAGGAUGGUGCCAAAGAGAAAGGCACAGAUAAAUCAGGUGAAUCCAACCAGAGGAACCUUGAACUGGAAUCUAAGAAAGAAAAGGCUCCAGCAGAGAACAAAAUAUCAUCUAUCAAAAAAACUCAAGAACCAGAAACAGAAAGCACUGAAAGUCACAGGGCUGAAAUUACUGAAGACAAGAGUAAAACAAAUGUAUCACCAAAGACUUUGAAUGACACUGCAGUUGUGAAUGCAACCAGUGACAGCAGCAACCAAGAAGACCAGAAGUCCAUUAGAGGUCAAGUUGAGGAUAUCACCAAACUGAUAAAACACGUCAAAACAGAAUCUGAAUCUGCAAGAACAGAGAUAGAAAAAGUAAAAAUUGAAGACAAUCUUAAAGAGAGUAAAACCUCAGAAUCAGUUACUGCUCAAGAAGUAAAACCAAAAGUGACUGAAAAUCUGACACCUGACUGUACUGAAGACAAGACUAAAACACAACAUCCUUCAAUCACAAGUUUGAUGAAUGGAAAGGCAUCUAGCCAAAGUAUCCCUGAACUAUACCUCCAGAGGGACCAGAAGUCAUCUCUUUUUUCAGAUAAUCGUGAUGAGGUUAAUAGAACUGAGAAAAAGACUGAUCUAACCAAAGAUAUUGAACCUCCAAAUACUCAACUAGAGAAAGAACACAAGACUGUAGCAACAGAAGGUCCAAAAAAGUCAACAGACUGUUUUAAAUCGCCUGAAAUAUCAACUAUUAAAGUGGCUGGAAAGGAAAUCAAGGGGUCUGAUAUGACACACAAACAGAAAAAUGAAUUGUUUGAUGAAGGAAAGAAAGUGACAAAACAGGAGGACCAGCAGAUGAAGAUGUCAAAGCUGGAUGAAAAACCGGAGUCAGGAACCCUUUUGAUAAAAGAUGCAUCUACAGAAAAAGGCAGUGGGCAGCAACAAGAGAAGCCCGCUGUUGUUUUAAAGAAAGCAGGUAUCACUACUGAGGUGCAAAAGAUUGAAGAGGAAAAGAAAGUGAAAAAAUUAGAAACUGGUGAGUCAUCAGCAUAUAGUAGUCAAAAACAGAAACCAAAGGCUUUAAGUGAAGACAGAUCCAUAAACUUUAGUCGAGAAAGGAUUGCAAAGCCAUCAUUCAAUAGUAGUUUGUCACCAUUGGCCACAGCAGAACUAUCUACAGCAUCUAAAAGUCUUCCACUAAAGACAAAUACUCCAUCUAGCUGGUUAGAUGUGGAGCAUCAUCAGAGACAGGGUCAGAAGGAAACCAAAAGAAGGAAAGGAAAGAAAGAGGCCUCAGCCAGUGACGAUGAAUCUCAUGACCUUGACGACUUGGAUGGUUUCAUUAAGACCAUAAAGGAAGGUGGAAUCCCAUUCCAAUUACCUCCAAAGAAGAGGUUCUCCCGAAAAAAGCCAUCAUCUCCACCUUUUGCAAUGCCUGCCAUCAAGGAGGAUAAUUUUGAGCGAACGUUUGAUCCAGAGCAAUUUCAGUUUGGUUUAAGAAAAGAUUCCAAGAUCUUUAAAGAUCUGUCUCCAGCGAUGAUGAUUAAACAAAAAGCAGCCAAGAGAGAAAGCCUUAAUCAGAAGAAAGAUACUCAAGACAGUACCCAGCCCUCACUGGAAGGUAAAAUGCAGUCACUCACUGAAAAACAAAAAGAUGGAGGCAAAGAGAGGGCACAAGUUGAGGCAGGAAAAGAAGAUGGGCAAAACAAUGGAAAUGAGCCUGGGAAGCGGACGUCACGGCUACAAAGGAUGUCCAUCCUCUCUAGCUUAUUGAGCUCCCCUCGGUCCUCCAGGAAGAACAAUGAGGAGGCUUCCCCCGCCUCCAACGGCAAACCUUCAUCUGCACAACAACAGGACCCACCCGCCCUUGGAAAACAGGGAGUUGGUUAUUCACCCCACCUUGGCGUCGGAGAAGAUAAGAAGGGCGUGAAGGGUUUAGAUCAGAGUUCACUUGUAGGUGGUGGUUCAGGUAGAGUUAGUGACUCAGUGGUUAGCCCCACCUCCCCUACUCCUUCAUUUCCCUCCUUCUCAGAGAUAAAACUGCCUGAUCAUUUAGAAAAAUACCUCAAGAAGAACAAAGGUGAACCAGAGGCCUCCCAGGGUUUAACACCAACAAGAAAAUCCAAACUGGAUCUGAUUACUGUUAUGGACCAGGCUUCGAAAGCAGGAGUACCUAAGGCUGAUGUAGCCCCGAAAAGUCCUGCAGGACUGCCUCCAACCACCAACCACAUCCAGAAGACUGCUCAGAAUGGACGGUCUACUUCAAAGCCAAAGAUACCUGUUUUAAGGGGGUUUCACAAAAGGCCAGGAAAGAUUGUCAUACACGAACACGGUCAGUUUGGUGGAGAAGCAUUUGAACUGUACCAUGAUGUAGAGGAUGCUACCGUGAUAAAGCUGUCUCCUGUCAUCUCAGUCAGAGUCAUUAGAGGAUGUUGGCUCCUCUUUGAAAAACCAUGCUUCCAGGGCCGGAUCAUUGCAUUGGAGGAAGGUCCUACUGAACAGAUAGUGAAUAUAUGGGCUGACGAAGGCACUCAAACCACACUGGAUGAGAUGGGUCAGCCUGUUCCAUCAUCACCUAUGGUCUUAGGAUCUAUUAAACUGGCAGUGAGGGACUACACUGUUCCCCGCAUUGACCUGUUUGCAGAGGUAAAUGGGCUGGGAAGGAUGACAUCUUAUUGUGAUGACAUAGCAGAAACUGGCUCAUUUGGGAUUUCAAAUACCACUGGUUCCAUUAAAGUCCAUACUGGAGUUUGGCUGGUGUACAGUGAUCCUGGGUACGGUGGUUUUGUAGGAGUCCUGGAGGCGGGGGAGUAUCCAUGCCCCGAAACCUGGGGAUUCCCUGGACCAUUUGUUGGUUCUCUCAGACCCCUCCGUAUGGGAGCCAUACGGGUGGAGCAUCCUAAUGAAGUCAAGGCCUUAGUCUUCGAGAAGCCCUGCUUUGAAGGGGAAUGCAUGGAGGUGGACAGUGAUGUAUUCACCUUCAGUGACAUGCAAGACGAAAUGGAUACAUCUGACGGGAACAAAAAGAAACUGUUCUCAGUGGGAUCUUUAAAGAUACUCAGUGGUCUUUGGGUGGGCUACCAGGAGGAAGACUUUGAGGGCCAGCAGUACAUCCUGGAGGAGGGGGAGUACGCCCACUGCAGUGACUGGGGAGGAAGUGAGGAUGGGCUCCUGUCACUUAGACCUAUUUGCACAGACUUCAUGUCUCCUCAUGUUAAACUGUUCAGUGAGCUGGAAUUCAGUGAGCGGGGCCUCAACAUGGACUUGCUGGGUCCCAUUCCCAAUAUGGAGGACAUCGGCCGCGGUGUCAAAACCCAGUCUAUCAAUGUCCUGAGUGGAGUAUGGGUGGCAUUUGAGAAGCCUGGAUUCAGUGGAGAGCUUUACGUCCUAGAGAAAGGCCUGUAUGCCAGCCCAGAGGACUGGGGAGCCCAAAACUUUAAGAUUUCAUCAAUACAGCCUGUUUUCCAUGAAACACUGAUGGGAACAACAAAAUUUAAGGUGCAGCUGUUUUCUGAGCCAGACUUCCAGGGGCAGCUGUUGUCUCUGGAGGACAGCACAGCAGCUCUGGAUAAAGACUUCCUCCCCAGAUCCUGCAGAGUUCUGGCUGGCAGCUGGGUGUUGUAUGAGGGCGAGCAGUUCACUGACAACAUGUAUGUGCUGGAGGAGGGAGAAUAUCCCAACGCAGAGGCCAUGGGCUUCCUCUGCGCAGACACCACCAUCCGCUCCACACAAACCACUGGACACGAGUUGUCUCUUCCCUCCAUCGUCUUGUUCAGUAAAAUGGGCUGUAGAGGCCGCAGGGCGGUGCUGACGAACGGGGCUGUGAGUCUGACACAGUCAGGCAUGGAUGGAUACAUACGCUCCCUGGUGGUGGAGGGAGGAACGUGGGUGGUCUAUGAAGGCAGUAACUAUCGGGGUCGACAGCUGCUACUCCAGCCCGGUGAAGUGCACGACUGGUGCCAGUUCAGCAGCUGGCAGCGAAUAGGAUCUCUGCGUCCUUUAAUCCAGAAACAGCAGUACUUCUGUCUGCGCAACAAAGAGACAGGAUGCAUGAUGUCUCUGACUGGAACAUUGGACGACAUAAAGCUGAUGAGGGUCCAGGCUGUGGAGGAGACCGGAGGGGUGGAGCAGGUCUGGUUCUAUCAGAAAGGACGGCUUAGCUGCAAGCUGGUGGAGGACUGCUGCCUUCAGACGUCGGGCAGCAUGGUGAUGGCAGGCAGCAGACUGUGCGUGUCUCCUGAGAAGGACAAAGACAACCACAUUUGGAACAUUACUCCAGACGGUGUGGUCCACUAUCACCUCCAGCCCAACCUGGUCUUGGAGGUCAAAGGUGGUCAUCAAUAUGACAAGAACCAGAUAAUAUUAAACACAUUUGAUGAAAGAAAACUGAUCCAAAGAUGGACCGUGGAGAUCCUGUGAUGACCCUGUAAGACUCCUAACUCUUACUGAUGACUAUGCAUUAACUGGAUCAACUAAACCAUGACCCUCAAACAUGCACUUACAUAGGACAGUGUUUUCUGAUAGAAUGAACAUGUAGCAUAACGCUGUUCAUCUCUUGAUUUCUACUGCAGUAAACCAAAGACUCAUUCGUGUUUUUUUUUCCACUGCAUUCUGUGUGAACUCAGCCCUGUUUCAAUGCUGCAUUCAUGUCUUUCCUUUAUGGUACUUUUUCCUGCUACUUUGUGCUUCUCAGUCAUGUGAAUGUGUAACCGUAUACUGAUGGCAUCAACAUGAAGUCUAACUGUAUGUGUCGACCAUGUUCUUUUCUUUUUGUAACUACUGUGGAUCAGAAUGGAUCUGUUGUAAAGUUUUGAUACCUUUCUAGGUUUUUACACAAACUAUAUUUUAAUACAUUAGUUUGUACAUAGGAACCAAAUGUGUAACACUAGGCAGAACUGCAAUAAUUUCACUGCCCACUGCUGACUGUAAAUAUGUAAAUAUCAGAGAAAACUGUUACACAUGAAAUAAAAUAUGUGACCUAUCAA